AGCUGAACGGUGGUAUAUAGCACGAACGCUGUCGUCAUACACCACUAACCUUCCCCACUCGCUCACACCCAUCCCUCGAACAUGACCUACGUCUCAAAUGAUCCCAGUUGGUGGCCGGAAAUCAAUUGGUAUAUUCUUUUCAGCUAUUGGAUAGUUGUCGCGGGCGUCGUGGUGGUAUAUGAUUGGGUCUUAACACUCGGACAAGAGAUUGAACUCAUCUGGAGACAACGUUGGUCUCUCAUGACUGUGCUGUAUCUGACUAUACGCUAUAUGGGAAUACUGUAUUCUGUUAUCAAUGUUCUGAAAACUAUGCCAUCGGUAUCGCUGACAGAUGCAGUAAGCAUUAUCAUGUACUCCGCAGUAAGUUGGAUAAAUACGGCCUUGACUGCCAUGUUGGGCGUGAUCAUGGUUGCUCGGUUGCAUGCCAUGUAUAAGGGAUCUAGAACGAUGCUUAUGAUCCUUGUUAUUAUCUUCCUGGCUGUAAACAUCGCCUGCGUGGUAAUGGCGGCAAUGGCACUCAACGAUACUGUAGCAGAGGAGUUCAUACUCUCUGGCGUAUAUAUGUGCGGUUAUGGAGAUGAUGGGAACGAGCAGCUUCUGUUUUCGAUGGUUUGGAUCCUCAACACUGUUUGGGAGGUCCUCGCUCUGUGUCUUUCAGUCUGGAUUGCUGUGAAACACUUCCGUGGGAUACGGCGAUUCGGCCCAUCGACAGGAUCGACCAUCGGGGACUGUUUCAGAGUGCUGAUACAAUCUCACGUUCUUUAUUUUGCAAGGUGAGUUUGUAAUGUGAACGUGGUUGAAUUUUUCCGCUCAAGUUCUGC
Messenger RNA from Suillus discolor, 821 nucleotides. RefSeq lists its product as uncharacterized. Bases 82 to 777 code for a protein of 231 amino acids. Lineage: Eukaryota; Fungi; Basidiomycota; Agaricomycetes; Boletales; Suillaceae. The transcript has 11 exons. The record is from RefSeq and is a predicted model, not a curated record.